This is a messenger RNA of Westerdykella ornata, 944 nucleotides long. RefSeq lists its product as uncharacterized. Lineage: Eukaryota; Fungi; Ascomycota; Dothideomycetes; Pleosporales; Sporormiaceae. The transcript has a single exon. The record is from RefSeq and is a predicted model, not a curated record. Bases 276 to 488 code for a protein of 70 amino acids.
GAGGGAGGGAGGUGUAUGAGACAGAUGCUGGGAGUGUGCAUAUUCUGCUAUUGGUCUGAGAUGAUGGGAUAUGCCGGAGCAGGAAAGGAGGUUAAAGUGUGUUUAAGGAGAGCCUAUGGCCUAUUCCGGGGAUUUAGGCAUGGCCAGGGAUAGCAAACGUCAUAGAAUUGAAGGAAUGGUACGUGAAGAUGCGGAGAGAAGACUAAGUGGAGCAGAAAACCAACGUGCAGACGAAGAAAGGAACUGUAUUGGGUAUUGAAGUGUAGGGGGCCUUCAUGAGACGUAGGGAGUCAGAGACCGAAAGCGUGACAGAAGGACGAUAUCAGAAAUGCCACUCAAAUCCGUUACAACAGAUAGGAACGAUAUGUGGAUGUUUACCGUUAAAGGUCGCUAAGUUCAAACCAUUGCACAACGCCAAUCCAUGCCGCAGCAAUAUCUAUCAUACAGGGUUUGUACACGCUAUCGUUUCCCCAAUCCAAUGCUCUUAAAAGAUAUAUUCCGUUCCUUCCACCGAGUUUCCGCAAUAGAGCGCACGAUUCGGUCACAAUCCCAUUCGCAAUCGUCGUUCGGGCGCUUCGAUCGGUAUCGCAAUACCGCUUAUUUCUUGCCGCGUUUCUGUUCGAGGAAGAGGACUUGUUUCCGCACUAUAGAUCCGUCAAUCGGCCGCUCUUAUACGCUUCAAGUUUUCACUCCAAAAGCUCUUCCCAGAAUGGUCUAUCUGCCCAUCCAACUGGAAUUCCCUUGGAACGGGAUAAGGGUUCAUCGUACCAAUAGGAUCGUAUUUCAGCAUGCUCAGCGGCCGGUGCGCACGAGGUCUCAUCACAGUCCGGUAGUAGCCCGUCAUGGCCAUUGAUAUGAGGCGUACCAUGAUGGUACGGGACUUCGCUGUUCACUAUCUGUCAGCGAAGGUUCGAUCGAAUGGGAAAGGCGGAGAGGAAGAUUAG